Messenger RNA from Suhomyces tanzawaensis NRRL Y-17324, 1008 nucleotides. RefSeq lists its product as uncharacterized. Gene Ontology annotation, biological process: vesicle-mediated transport. The coding region runs from base 204 to 818 and encodes 204 amino acids. Lineage: Eukaryota; Fungi; Ascomycota; Pichiomycetes; Serinales; Debaryomycetaceae. The transcript has a single exon. Gene Ontology annotation, cellular component: membrane. The record is from RefSeq and is a predicted model, not a curated record.
UAAUACAUACCACACUUACCCUCAACUCAACCACCCUAUUCACCUAUGAGAACCAUGAGCUUGUCCACUUGAUCAAUAAUCUCAACUGCUCAGAAAUAAUAUCCCAAGAAUUGGGGCUAGUGAAUUCGUCCAAGACCUUGGUGGGAUCUAUCCCUAUUACAACUGGAUCUAGAGUAACCAAUACCAGAUUACUCCUUUACUUCAUGAAGAAGGUUUUCUCCAAUAGUGAUGGAAGUAGUGAUUUGAUAACGGUAGUUGUCAUAUCACACUAUAACGUUUCCAAAACUUUGAUCUUGACUAUUUUGAAGAAGAUUACUGAUAAGUACAUUGACUUCAAGAAGGAGCUUGGAAGUGGAAACGACCCUAACCAACAAGAGCAGGCCAAGGUACGGUUGGGAGAGUUUAAGCUCUACAUGACUCAGAUCAUAAAGGUAGAGGAGAUGAAUUUCGACUCAAAUCAAUCGUCCUAUAGAUAUGGUUCGACUGAUGAGGGAGACGAUGCAAAUGAUUCCAUCAAUCCGAAUCAAUUGUUACUCGCAAAUGAAGAAGUAGAUGAAGUUAGGCUGUUGAUGUUAGAUAACAUCAACAAGUUGUUAAGCAGGGGUGACAAAAUCAAUCGCUUAGUGGAUCAAACGGAUAGACUCACUACAUCCUCGCUGGUGUUUCAAAAGAAGGCACAGCAGAUAAAAAGAAACAUGUGGAUCGGCAAGACCAAGUUUUAUUUAGCUUUGGGGGGUGGAAUUGCCCUACUCUUCUACUUAUUAUUGGGAUCACUGUGUGGCUUCCCACUUUUUAGUCAUUGUAUCGGUCAUAAUUGAUUAGAUUGCCUAGACCACUCAUUAUUACCCAGCAGUGUAUUCCUUGAAAUCGAGAAGUAAGUAAGGAGCCUCUGAUUAAUUGAAUCCAGAAGAAUAUGCAGACUGCUUUCAUUUAUGAACACCAUAUAUCAUUUUUGUCUAUUAUAUUCACUUAGUUGCGCUUUAAUCAAUCCUGUUUUGUAGGUCAAAU